Messenger RNA from Aspergillus nidulans FGSC A4, 1910 nucleotides. RefSeq lists its product as uncharacterized. Gene Ontology annotation, molecular function: SUMO transferase activity; zinc ion binding. The record is from RefSeq and is a predicted model, not a curated record. Gene Ontology annotation, biological process: protein sumoylation; chromosome segregation; chromosome attachment to the nuclear envelope. The transcript is spliced from 7 exons. The coding region runs from base 160 to 1674 and encodes 504 amino acids. Gene Ontology annotation, cellular component: nucleus; chromosome. NCBI's taxonomy places the organism in Eukaryota, Fungi, Ascomycota, Eurotiomycetes, Eurotiales, Aspergillaceae.
AUCAACAUCACACCCUUCUCAUUUAUAGGUCGCGAAUUGAAAUGUCUCUUAAGGGAUCUGAUCAGAAGGAGCCUUUAAUAUUGAAGUAUACUUGCCCGAACUCCGCGCUUUAAUAUACAUCCAGCCUUCAGCGCUUAUUCAGGCACAUCCGUCGCCACGAUGGCCUCUGGCCAAACAUCCGAGCUCCAAAGUGUGAUUGCUUUGGUCAAGACCCUGACCAAUGCGCAACUGAAAGACAUUUUAAGGGAUGAAGGGCUGGCGGUGUCUGGGUUGAAAGCUGCACUCCAAGUGCGGAUCAUCAAUGCCCUCGAGGGACACUUCCAAGCUGGGCGCCUUGGGCGUUAUGACAGUCUCAGGAAAUUUAUUUAUGCCACUGCACAUCGGUCAAUGCCUCCGUCGCCCUCAAUACCGCCACCAGUGCCAGGCAACUAUUAUCAACAAAUUCCAACCACUCAUUCAGUACAAUCACACCACAGACAGUCACCCCUAGGAAUGCCCGUAGCCUCGCAUGGGUCCGUACCUGGGCCGCUCAUAUUCAAGGACAGUCCGUUUUAUAGGAUAAUACGUCAGCUCACACCUACUAUAGAAUGCAAAGCACGUGAACAUACUAGAGAUAGCGUAGAGCUGAAGAUUCACCUCGACGCGGAUGUGGCAUCCAGGCUACUUGCAGAACCAAAGCUACGCGUCAUGAUAUUCUGCGCCGCGGAUUCUGGACUCAAUCAGUUCACCAAGUCUGAUAUUGCGUUUCCUCAUCAAGUCGAACUCAAGGCAAAUCUAGAUGAGGUGAAGGCUAAUCUUAGGGGUCUCAAGAAUAAACCCGGUACUACAAGACCAGCAGAUAUCACAAAUUAUAUUCGAAAAAAAGCUGGUUAUACAAAUCACGUUGUGAUGACGUACGCUCUAACCCAGAAAAGGUUCUUCAUUGUAGCCAAUCUGGUUGAGUGUACGGCUAUCGAAGAACUUGUGGAUAAACUGAAACGGAGGAAAACAAUUACGAGGGAGCAGGUGCUCCAAGAAAUGAAAAGCAAAGCCGAAGAUGCAGAUAUCGUUGCUACGUCGACCGUGAUGUCGCUAAAGUGUCCGCUCUCGACUCGACGAAUAGAGGUGCCAUGUCGCUCUGUGUUAUGCACGCAUAAUCAGUGCUUUGACGCAUCGUCGUUUCUCCAACUGCAAGAACAAGCACCAACAUGGUCUUGUCCGGUUUGCGCAAAGGCAACGAGCUAUGAGUCCCUAAAUGUUGACCAAUACGUGGACGAUAUACUCCGCUCAACGCCGCUCGACGUUGAGCAGGUAAUUAUAGAACCUAACGGGCAAUGGUCAACCCCCAAGGAUGAGGCGGUAGCGACUGGACCAGGCACCUUUACACCUGCAACCGACGACGACGAAUUGGUUGAGAUUAGAGAACCUGGAGUUACACCUGUAAAACAAGAGAACCUAUCUUCGCUGGAUUUGUGGCGGCAGACACCAGCUACCUCGCGAGAGCAGUCCUCAGCGUGGUCGAGCAGCAAACGACCAGCGCCUGUCAUUGACCUUACGGGUAGUGACGACGAUGACGACUCCCCAAUAAGGCCACCGAAAAGACAGGCAGUUCAUUUGCAUCGGCCAUUGCCCAAACAGGAUCCCCGCAGCUCAUACACGGGCGGGUAUCCUCUUCCGACCUUUGGCUCAGAAUAAUCCUUAAGACGGCCGUCCCAUGCACGAUUUAUCUAGCGGUGCAUCUUUCCCGGCGUUAUGGCGUGUGGUUUUUCUUGGGCGGGGGGAAUAGGAGUGCAUUUGCAUUAUAGGCCAUUUUGGCGUUCAACAGGAAACAGGUUAAACAUUUUAGCAGAAGACUGUGCCACUGACCCCGUGGACGUACAAUUCACUGUGCCCUGCAUAAGAUAAGAGUAAUAUAAAUUAACUCAAAAGGA